This is a messenger RNA of Tuber aestivum (summer truffle), 3070 nucleotides long. The record is from the annotation of a GenBank genome assembly. Lineage: Eukaryota; Fungi; Ascomycota; Pezizomycetes; Pezizales; Tuberaceae.
ACAGAGAUUCUGUCCAGAGGAGGUAUAAUUCUCUUUCCUCCUUUCUUUCCCCUCUUGUUUGAUGAAAGUUGACAGGAAAUUCUGGACCGCCUAUUCAUCAUAUUGACAAGAUCCCACUGACCCGGCGCUAGCGCGGAUAUCAUACGCCGUACGACCGAACAUUGGCGUGGCGGAGUCGACUUCUGACAACACUAAGCAACGAAGUCGCGAGGACGAAGUUACGUGAAACAAUCAAACGCUUCACAACUAACAGCGGGACCGAAGAGCUUGAAGUGAGCCCCCAGCCCUCCAUUCCCUAAACCCUAGAUCCCUUCAUACAGGCACUCGGGCCGGUUCCUCACCCGCUCUCCCUCCAAUUUCGUCCUCGCUAGCUAUUGACAAGUUGUAUCGUACAUAGUCUAGACACUCCCUUCCUCUUUUCUACCGGACGAACCGUUCCCAAAGCAAAGGCUCGGGUUGACAGAGGCGGGCAGCCGAGAGGAAUCCAAUUUCCAAAAGAGGGAGUCCAGGUCACAUAACAAAGGAAGCAAGGAUAUCAGCACCCCCCGCCAUCCUCUCUCCUCACGCUGCUUUCCUCCGGCCCAGCAACACACACCGAACACUCCGCUCUACUACAACACCCAUCUACACCGAUUAUCUUCUUCAAUACGAGGUUUGUUUCUCUUCCUGCUAUCGUUACUAUCUAUUCCACACACGCAUCGCAUAUUUUGGAGAACGCCACCUUGUUAUUUAUCGUCGGAUUGCAGCUUUCAGCUCGUUAUCCCAUCCGUCCAUUGUUCUUUUCAUUCACUCCUCCUUAUACCCCCCCCCCCCCCUCCUUGUUCGGGUAUUACGAAACUGUGGGGUCUGAUAGCUCCUGUUAUUUGGUGAACAAUAAGCCCCUCAGUUCGACUGACGAACCGGACCUGCUCUCUGGAUCCCCUCUGACUGGGCUCUCGCCCCCCAACCUACUGCUGCUUCCUCCACCUCCCUCCCUCCCUCCCUCCUUCCUUCUUCCUUUCCCUUUGCCUUUCCCACUCCACUCCCCUACCCCCCUCUUUUUCUAUAUUCCUAUAGAGAGAUCCCCCUUCCUUUAUUAGUUUCUGACUUUAUAACCAGAGCACUCAUUUGACGGGGGCAUCCCUCUUAUUUCGUGAGUUGCUACCCACUCGUCUGUUCUUACCCACUUUGAUACCCCAAACCAUCAACCCUUCCCUCUUUACCCGAUCGACUUCUUACAAACACCUGUAAAUCCUCGCGCUAUGCCACUUUGCAGCACUUCCAGGAAGCUAACAUUUUGGGACCCGUGCUUGUGCAUUAGAGGCCCUACCGGUAUCUUGCCUCAGAUUCUCCCAGCGCUAGACUCGCUUCCGAAACUAUUUUUUUCCGUCCCUACACCUCUACUCCCUUUUAACGACACGAGGUUCUCCCUUCAUUUGUCACCUUUCCUCGCCGCGCACCUUCCCGUUGUAAAAUCUCGCGAACCGGCAUUUGCGAGCAACAGCGGGAAGAGCGAUGUCUAGACAUAAUUCUUCUUCAAGGAAAAUUUCCUUUAAUGUCAGCGACCAGUAUGAGAUCCAGGAUGUUGUUGGCGAAGGUGCUUACGGGGUAGUGUGGUAUGUUUUCUCAUACUUCAUCCGAUCCGGGGAGGUGUUAACAAUUGUCUGAUCAGUUCGGCACUUCACAAACCCUCGGGCCAAAAGGUCGCAAUCAAGAAGAUUACACCGUUCGAUCAUAGUAUGUUCUGUUUGAGGACACUUCGCGAGAUGAAGUUGUUGAGAUACUUCAAUCAUGAGAAUAUUAUCAGCAUUCUGGAUAUUCAGAAGCCAAGGAACUAUGAGACCUUUACCGAAGUCUAUCUCAUCCAGGUUUGUGAUUCGUGUACCCGGCGGAUUAUAUUUGCUUACCUCUGCUGACCGUUAAUGGGGAAUAGGAGCUUAUGGAAACCGAUAUGCAUCGUGUGAUCCGCACGCAAGACCUCUCGGAUGACCAUUGCCAGUACUUCAUUUACCAGACCCUACGUGCACUGAAAGCCAUGCAUUCGGCCAACGUUUUGCACAGAGAUCUCAAACCUUCGAAUUUGUUGCUUAACGCAAACUGCGAUUUGAAGGUUUGUGAUUUUGGACUUGCUCGAUCCGCCGCCAGUACGGAAGACAACUCUGGUUUUAUGACUGAAUACGUUGCUACGAGAUGGUAUAGAGCUCCAGAGAUCAUGUUGACCUUCAAGGAAUACACCAAGGCUAUUGAUGUUUGGAGCGUGGGUUGCAUUUUGGCAGAAAUGCUGAGUGGGAAACCUCUCUUCCCGGGAAAAGAUUGUGCGUGAUAUCUUAUCCCAUUUGUUUGGAAAUUUCUUAACGGUGGUUCGGCAGAUCACCAUCAACUCACUUUGAUUUUGGAUGUUCUCGGAACACCUACCAUGGAGGAUUACUAUGGAAUCAAAUCUCGUCGUGCGCGCGAAUACAUUCGCUCUCUUCCAUUCAAAAAAAGAAUUCCGUUCUCUGCCAUGUUCCCCAAGACAUCCGCCUCAGCACUGGAUCUUUUAGAGAAGUUAUUGGCGUUUAACCCUGCGAAGAGAAUUACUGUCGAGGACGCUUUGAAGCACCCAUACCUUGAGCCUUACCAUGACCCUGAGGAUGAGCCCACCGCACCGCCAAUUCCUGAUGAGUUCUUUGACUUUGAUAGGAGAAAGGAUGAAUUGAGCAAAGAACAGUUGAAGAGUAAGCUUUGCCCCCUCAGCAUCAUUCAAGCAGGAUACGGGUGAUGUUGGAGCUAACCUAUUUUUCCUCUCCCUUCAAGUGCUUAUCUAUGAGGAGAUUAUGCGGUAAAGGGAAUACUGGAUUUACUACCCCCAAUGUUUGAAUUAAGGAAGCCUCGGGUUUUGGUUUUUCCUUUGGGAUUGAUGUUUACGUCCUAUAUGUUUUCAUUGACUGAUUAUACCAAUCGUUUCGUAUCUCGGCGAUUCCUCUUACUAUCCCACCAAUGUUUAUUUCCUCCUUUUCUUUUGCUUUUUUGUUCCACCAGGUUCGCGAGAAGGGCUUCAUCACCUGCGGGAGUGAGCAUAUGACAAAAUAAAAGUCAAAUUCUCAGACAG